ACGAAAUGAAAAUACAUCUUAAAUAAAUGUGAAGACAUUUGAAUAGUGAAAUAUAGUAUUUAUUCUGUGGUAUACCUCUACGCAUAUUUGAUUUAGUUUGAAUAUUUUCAUUAAAAUGAGCAAAAAAGCAACGACUUCAAAGAGUCAGAGCUCUAAAUCGAGUAAUAAGACAACAAAACUGAAGCCAAUCGAUGAAACACAACUGAAAACUGCAUUUGAAAUGUUUGACACCAAUCAUGACGGGAGAGUGAAUGAAGAAGAGAUGAAAUCUAUGCUCAAUAGACUCGGCAUCUCUGUUGGUGACCAUAUCGUUAAACAACUGCUCAGUGAGGCCUCCAAAAGUGGUGACGGGUUGAUCACUGAAUCAGAUUUUAUGAAUUGGUUAUCAAAAAUCAAGACACAUAAAGACACUGAUGUCGAAGAGGACCUACAUGCCGCCUUUGCCGUGUUUGAUAUCGAUAAAAACGGAUUUAUAACGAAAGAUGAAUUGAAGUCUGCGAUGCAAUUAAUGGGUGAAACCAUUACUGACAGAGAUUUGGACCAAUUAUUGAGUGCCACAGACAUCGACAAAGAUGGCAAGAUCAAUUACGAAGAAUUCAUCAAAAUCUUGCUCUGAAUGCUUUCACUGCAAACAUCAG
Oppiella nova is the source of this 638-nucleotide messenger RNA. NCBI's taxonomy places the organism in Eukaryota, Metazoa, Arthropoda, Arachnida, Sarcoptiformes, Oppiidae. The record is from the annotation of a GenBank genome assembly.